AUGCCUAUUGUGGACCUGUUGGGUGUCCAGUUCGACAUGCAGCUCGUGUGGAGGCUGAGUCUUUCUGUGGCUGCGGUGCUGCUGGUUUCCUGGGCUUACAAGUUUUAUAACGCGAGAGACAAGCGGAUAAGGCGGUCACGCGGCAAAAAUGGAAGUUGUCAGAAGUGCGAUGCGAUGCUGGACUUAAAAAAUGAAUCAGAAGACAUGGAUAAUACAUUAAAAGAGAGUGACAAUCAUCUCAUGGACAACAGUGAAGAACCUGUAAGAGAUACAGUUAAAGAUGUGGAUGCUUUUGACCCAGAACACUGGAUAAGGCAAUUAUGCAGCUACAAAACUGAAACUUGUGAAAACUCCAAUGCGACGCUGGGCUUAACAAAAACUGAACCAAAACAUGUAGACAGUCAAUUGAAAGAGAAUGACAACUGUCUCCCAGACAAAAGCAAAGAACCUGCAAGAGAUGGUGUAAAAGAUGAGGAUGCAUUUGACCCAGAACACUGGAUAAGACAAUUAUACAGCUACAAAACAGAAACUUGCGAAAACUCCAAUGCGAUGUUGUACUUAACAAAAAAUGAACCAGAUGACGUAGAUAGUCAAUUGAAAGAGAGUGAUGAUUCGCUCACAGACCAAAGCAAAGAAGAACCUGUGGGAGAUACUGAUGCAUUUGACCCAGAACACUGGAUAAGGCAAUUAUACAGCUACAAAACGGAAACUUGCAAAAACUCCAAUGAGAUGCUGGACUUAAUAAAAACUCAACCUGAAGAUGUAGACAGCAAAUUGAAAAAAAGUGAUAGCUGCCUCACAGAAAAAAACAAAGAAGAACCAGUAAGAGAGACUAUAAAAGAUGAGGAUGCAUUUGACCCAAACCAUUGGAUAAGGCAAUUAUACAGCAACAAAAAUGAAACUAGUGAAAACUCUAAUGUGAUGCUGGACUUAACAAAAACUGAACCAGAAGAUGUAGACAGUCUGUUGAAAGAGAGUGACAAAUGUCUCAUGGACAAAAGCAAAGCAGACUCUGUAACAGAUUCUAUAAAAAGUGAGGAUGCAUUUAACCCAGCACAGAGGAUGAAUCAAUUAUGCAACAACAAAAACGAAGCUUGUCAAAAGUCUAAUGUUAUGCUGGACUUAUCAAACAAUAAAACAGAAGAUGAGGGCAAUAACUCAAAAGCGAAUGACAACUGCCUCACUGGCAAAAGCACAGAAGAACUUACAAGAAAUACUGUAAAACGUGAGGAUGCAUUUAACCCAGCACAUAGUGACAACACUGUCAAAGAAGACACACUCAGUCUUCACAGGCAGCUAGCAGUCUCCACCAGUAAUAUUUCAUUUGGAGCAUCUUUGAAGCACACGCAUCCAGCAGAGAGUGGGAUGGCCAAUGCAACAGGGCGCCUCUCCCCGUGCUUUCUACAGCGGCUGGAGGGGAGUGUGGGUGUGGGCAGGGAGCUCAGGCAGGACUUAGAACGCCAGGGGGCCCACUGCAGCUUCCUCUCCAAGGCCGAGAUCAAAGUAGAGGACGCAAACGUGCUGGCGGAGGGAACAGGAGAUCAGAUUGUGCGAGGGAAAAUAUAUGAUUACUACGUGGAGUCCUCCUCGCGUUCCAUUACAGAAUCAGGGGAAGCUAAGCCCGUAGUGGAGGUUGCGUGUCAUGGCAACGGUGAAUCUCUUGGCUCCACGAACACCAUCAUUAUGCGUGAUCUGGUUUUAACGCAGAGCUAUGAUCAGAAUCCCUACACUCGGUUGGGGAAGCUCACGCAGGGGCCCCCCGCCAGGCCUGCACUCCAACGCAACGAGAGUUAUCAGUGUGCCGCAGAGGAAUCGGAGCUUGCCAUUCUCCCCCUGACUUCAACAACGACAAAAACUUCUUCUGUCUCAGCUCACUCUAAGAUCUGUCCUUCAGUGGAAAGAGCAAAUAUGGAAGAAUCAGAGCUAGAUGUAAAGCCUUUAUUUUUACAGCUUCAGCUAAGUGACUGUACAGACUUAGAAAGUGUGAAAAGCAAGAUCAAUUUAGGCAACUGUUUGGAAAUAUUGCAACUGGCCAAAAGAGGAGAGCAUACAUUACUUCAGCAAGCAGCUCUUUGUGUCAUGUCAGAUAAUUAUUUACAAGUUCUCAGAGAUCCUAACCUGUACGGAAGGCUAUUGGCUGGAGAAAGGGAGCAAAUCAGGAAGUUGAGAAUGAAAGGGAGAUCGUAUGUCAUGGUGGCAGAUAUAGAUCCUCGGGCUUGGGUGCAAGACACAGAGGAAACCAAACCAUCCAGUGCAAUAUACUACUACGAUGACUUCAAAGAUACCUGGCAAAAGCUGUGCCAGAUCCCACCCGAAGUCCUCUCCAAAUCUUGCGCUAUGUGUACCUUGGAUAACUACCUUUAUGUAGCGCUGGGAUGCCAGUGCACAGGCAGGGAAGUGACUCCAUCAAAGAGAGUGUUUUGCUAUAAUCCUUUGACAUCCAUUUGGAAAGAGAUCAGCCCUAUGAACCAACCUAGGCCACGGUGCAAACUGGCAGCUCUUGACGGUUGCGUAUACGCCAUCGGGGGCGAGUGUCUGUCCUCUGUGGAACGCUACGACCCACGCGUGGACAGAUGGGCAUUCGUGGCACCACUUCCUAACGAUACUUUUGCGGUUGCCCAUCACGUUGCAGUAUGCGACGGGGAGAUUUUUGUAUCUGGGGGGACAUUACGGUGCAUGCUACUGCGUUACAACUCUCAGGCGAACUCUUGGAGGGCCAGUUUGUUAGGGAGUAAAGACCGGACUGCAGAUAUGGUUGCAGUGGGGAGGUUUUUGUACCGUUUUGAUGUGAAUCCACUGCUAGGGCUCAGUGUUUACCGCUAUCACACUGUUGCCAGGUUGUGGUAUGAGUGCAGUAGCAGGCGCAUACUCAGAUGUCCGGCUUUUCAGUGCGUUGCGAUGUAUGGGAAUGUUUACUGUGUGAAUCGCCAGUUCACUAUCAGGUUUGAUGCUGACGAGGUGUUUCCUGGGUUUGCAGAUGAGGAGCUGAGUGUGCUCCCUGCUGCUAGGGGCAUGUUAUUCCCAUUUGUCCUCUCUCUGCCUGAUAAGAAGCCUCGCCAGACCAGUGUGUAACAAAGACUGGGCUUUCAGCAAUAAUAACAUGAGUUAAUGAGUUUCUAAAGUGACCUAAAACAUUAUAUUUUUU
Boleophthalmus pectinirostris (great blue-spotted mudskipper) is the source of this 3145-nucleotide messenger RNA. It is a transcript of the gene klhdc7a, whose product is annotated as kelch domain containing 7A. The transcript has a single exon. Gene Ontology annotation, molecular function: protein binding. Bases 1 to 3072 code for a protein of 1023 amino acids. The record is from RefSeq and is a predicted model, not a curated record. NCBI's taxonomy places the organism in Eukaryota, Metazoa, Chordata, Actinopteri, Gobiiformes, Gobiidae.